GGAGUUGAGUUUCUCUGCUUGAUAUCUCCGUCGUGCGCGCUGGACGCAAGGCGAAACUCUGUCUCAGGGCACAGCUCGCACUCGCGAGUUAGCUUGCAAAGCCAUCUAGAAGUUGUACGGCUCACGCGUAAGCAUGAGACUUACAUUGUUCGUCGCCGUAACAGCCGCAUUUUGCAUCGGAUCGGCCCGUUUCCUCGAACAAGAUGAAAAUGAUGAACCAAAGGAACAGAUGUGUUCGGAGCCAGAGAGCAUGUACAUACACUACAGAGUACACCAAGAAAACGAGUACCGAGAAAAGUUUCCUGUAGGCACCCGGCUCACGUACCGCUGUGGUUCGGGAUACGUUCCCAGGGAUAUCAAAACCUGGCAUGCGACCUGUCGAACGAGAAACGACGGGUCAGUGGACUGGGAUAUCGGCGAACACGACUGUAGACCGGUGUCGUGUGGUCACCCUGGCGACGUCCGCUGGGGCCGGCUUCUGGAUGCAGUGUUCGUGUUUCCGAGGCAUGUGCGGUACCAGUGCAACAAAGGUUACCGGAUGAUUGGCGAUGCCAACCUGUACUGCCAGAGCGACGGCACCUGGAACAAGGCCAAGCCCGAGUGUCAGAUCGUGGAUUGCGGACCUCUGGAUGACAUCGCCGAUGGCGCUGUUCGACUGUUCGGCACCGAAUACGGCUCGAAGGCCGAGUUCACGUGCAACGAAGGCUUCAAACUGACAGGCACAAGCACCCGCACUUGCGACGCUGACGGGCAGUGGAGCGACGAAUCUCCACGUUGCGAAGUGUGUUCGGAGCCAGAGAGCAUGUACAUACACUACAGAGUACACCAAGAAAACGAGUACCGAGAAAAGUUUCCUGUAGGCACCCGGCUCACGUACCGCUGUGGUUCGGGAUACGUUCCCAGGGAUAUCAAAACCUGGCAUGCGACCUGUCUAACGAGAAACGACGGGUCAGUGGACUGGGAUAUCGGCGAACACGACUGCAGACCGGUGUCGUGUGGUCACCCUGGCGACGUCCGCUGGGGCCGGCUUCUGGAUGCAGUGUUCGUGUUUCCGAGGCAUGUGCGGUACCAGUGCAACAAAGGUUACCGGAUGAUUGGCGAUGCCAACCUGUACUGCCAGAGCGACGGCACCUGGAACAAGGCCAAGCCCGAGUGUCAGAUCGUGGAUUGCGGACCUCUGGAUGACAUCGCCGAUGGCGCUGUUCGACUGUUCGGCACCGAAUACGGCUCGAAGGCCGAGUUCACGUGCAACGAAGGCUUCAAACUGACAGGCACAAGCACCCGCACUUGCGACGCUGACGGGCAGUGGAGCGACGAAUCUCCACGUUGCGAAGAGAUCUGGUGUCCGCCGCCGGAACCUCCAGAAGGUAACGGCACAACCAGCCUCGGGCCCAACCCCGAGAAUCAGCGCAGUGGCAUAAGGCUGAAGUACAAAUGUCCCGAAAAGACCGUCCUGCAAGGCUCCGACAUAAACAUAUGUCACGAAACCGGCUCCUGGCUCUUCGACCGACCGACAUGCAUUCGAAACUGCGUCGUACAGGCUGACCCCAGUGCUGCUGUGUUGCGCCGGUCUAACUGGUCAAAUAAAAUGGCCGAAGUGAAGCCUGGAACUGAAGUGACUGUACUGGACAGCAACCUAUACGUCAAGUGCAAAGAAGGGUAUGAGUUUAUCGACACAAAUUUUCGGCACAACCCUCAACCAAGAUCACUCCGCUGCCAAGAUGGCGCAUGGUAUCCACCGAGUCCUUGGUGCAAAGAAAAACCUUGCCGGGAUUUGUAUGUGAAAGGCGGGCAGCCUGAACUCUUGGAGGUGGCGCAUAAUGAGGUGGUGAAUUUCACGUGCAAGCAGCAUUACCAGCUGCAGAGGGCGCAUAGCCUACCAGAUCCCGUCUGCCGUUUUGGAAAAGUCCAGGGCACUCUGCCUUCUUGCGAACCAGUUGGCUGUCGCUUCGAAGACCUUCUUAAUCGUGUGACGGGCGGUAGGCCACGGCAAGGUCAGGAUGUUUCACAUGGCUCGUUUGCAGCUUACGAAUGUGAAACGCCCCUCGAACUGGAGAAUCCAGAAGGUCUGCGCUGCGAUUUCGGAACGUGGACUGGCCUGCAGCCGCCGAAAUGCGUUCCACCGAAACAAUGUAUUGUGCCUUAUGAUACCGGCUCAAAGGUCAUGAAGAAGUCGUGGAUAAACAUGCAUUGGUUUCAGAGGGAACUGAAUCCAGGAACCAUCGUUAGGAAAGGUGACAGCAACCUUAGCGUGACAUGCGAAGACGGAUAUCACUUCAGAGAGAAAUAUCUUCGAGGAAGAAGUGAAAUAGAAUUGUACUGCUAUGGGAGCCACUGGAGCCAUCCAACACCUUGGUGUACCAAAAUUCAUCCAAAUGAAGCACCAGGAACCUGCAAACUUCCACAGAGAGAGAAUCGCUUCAAAGCCCACAAUGACCACAGGCGCAUAGUAGUCGGAGAUAGUGUCCCUCACGGAACUCAACUGAUAUUUCAUUGUGAACCGGUCGGGGAAGUGGUUCUUGUAGGAGCACGCACUUCCCGAUGCCAUAAUGGCCAGUGGCUUCCAGAACUGCCUUAUUGCUAUGGCAGAGAAUCGAAAUACUGGAAUGACAUUUCCAUGCACUUCGUGACGGAGAACUACACAGUUCCUGGCGGCGACGUGUACGUGGAACCCUAUUCAGACGUAGUGUUGGAGUGUCGGAGUAAUGAGCCUGUAAUUAUCCUGCUGAACACGACCGACAAGGCGGACAUUCGGUACAUGUGGUCGCCAGGACAAUACACUGCGAUAGCAAGGUUCAGACUUCGAUCCAACGAACGGACAGUUAUAGCAUGUGAGAAGAUCCGCAACAGGCGAUUCUUCCGUUCAAUCAACGUGCUUGGUUACUCUCUCUACAGGUGUCCACAGAUCCCAACAGAGCCAAAUCGUUUCUGGAGGGAAAAAAGUAGAGGUGUCAUCCAGUUCCAUUGCCAAAAAGGGUACAUUCGACAAGGAAAAUCUACAGUUCACUGCCUUGGUCAAGGUUUAUGGAGCGAUCCUUUUCCUACCUGUGAACUCCCCACCGAAACCUCGAGUGUUCGUACCACCCAGUACAAGUAUGAUGACCCUGCGAAGCAGAUGGAGCCGGCGCCUGCUGUGCCAGAAUCAGAUGUCAAUGGGUGCCCCCCGAUACCGACAGUGCAACAUCUAGUGAAGAAGCAAAUAAGCAGAGGAUCCUACGAGUUCUAUUGUCAAGAAGGGUACCGUCUACAAGGGAAAUCUUUAAUUCACUGCCUCGUCGAUGGUGUGUGGAGCGAUCAUUUUCCUGCCUGUGUACCCCACACCGAAACCUGGAGCGUCCCUGCCGCCACGUCCGAGAAUGGUGACGCAGCGAACAAGAUGGAAUCGACGGCGCCUGCAGUGCAGGGCAACCACGUGGCCAAAUGUACACUUCCCAGAAAUUCUUCCGGGAUGUUUUAUCGCAAGGACGAACGGGAGAACUUUGUAAAGAUCGACCAGGACAAGACAUUUGACCACGAAUCUGUCCUUUACAUCUUCUGCCGCGAACGCGGUCGAUUUGUGUGGUGGCAGUGUCGUCGUGGGGAGUGGAGCGCCGAACGAUUAUGUGAAGGCAGCUCUGAAUCAGCUCCUGCUGGCACAACGCACCACAGUCAAGAACAAGGCAAGGCAACCAAACCUGGCGAAAUAACUAACGGUCCAGUCGAUGGAUCAGCAGUACACACCGUUAACGGAAAUGAAGCGCCUGAAAGGAAAGGAGAUGAAAGACAUAACGCAGGAUAUGUAACUGUUACGCCUGCACAACAUUCGCAUGGGUUCACUACAACUGAAGUUCCAUAUAUGAGACCAAGUAAUGGCUUUAAUAAUACUCGAGUGGCAGCAGUGCACGAGGCGAGCAAUUCUCACCAGUUGACCAGAGGUCACAUGAGAAAUGUCAGUGUCUCCACAGAAUCUGUCCCAAUGAUUCAACAAAAGGGUGAGACGACGGCACGACCAGUGCUUGCCUUGACAUCUCCAAAUGAGCCCUCCAGGUCAGCAAUUUGUACUCAUCCCACUGCCUCGGGUAGCUGCAGCGAUCCUGUCGACAGAAGAAGACAAACGCUGAAAGGCACAGGGGUUGGUCCCGUUGACACCGCUGCCGGCGUCCACCAUGAACUACGCACCACGGCCCCGGAAAGUCGUAAGGAAAGCGCUACUGACGCCUACUCAAAUGCUAACUCAAGUUUCAGCACAAGUUAUUCCAAACAGUCAGCUGACCUCCCGCAACAGAAAGCAAACCCAAAGGUACCUUCGCAAUUUGACGCCUUCGAAGCGCUCACUGACCGGACUAGCACUAACAGUUCAGCAGAUGUUUCGGCGGACCCAGUUCGACCGGAAGGUUCCAGUGUGCCUUCGUCAAUAGCAGCGCCAAAUGGGUGCCAGGUGGAACAGUUCUUCAAGUUCGCGCCUCGUGGUCUGGUCAUUGCGUUCUAUUCCGCGGUUGUUCCAUCGAACAGCAAGUUUGGGGCUUCUUGCGAUGGCGAUGGGUACACCCUGGUUGGAAACAGCAGUGCGAUAGCCUGCCUCCACAAUGGCUCCUGGGCCAUUCCACCGCAACUGAAAUGUAUCGAAGCAUGUGCCGACUUUGACACUGGACCCAACGGUCCGACAGUGGUAGGACGCAAAGGCUUUUACGAGCUCGGGGACAGCGUCACGCUCUCCUGCGCCAACGGGACUCAGCUGCAGCCCCGCGUCGAGAGGAUUACCUGCCUUGGCUACCGCUGGUCCGAGCCUGUGGUUCCAAUAUGUGUUCCUGUAGAGGAGAAGCCCAAGCCCAAAAAUCAAGUAAACAAGAAACGUGGACCAAGCGGAUGAUGUUUCUGUCCGGUAUUAUAUGUACAGAUUGCGUCAUUAAAAAUUAAUUAGUAACAAGAAAAACAAACGAAGAAAUGAACAAAGGUGAAUUAGGCAUAAUUAAAAUAAAAUAAAAGCAAGUUA
Dermacentor silvarum is the source of this 4972-nucleotide messenger RNA. Its product is annotated as sushi, von Willebrand factor type A, EGF and pentraxin domain-containing protein 1. Lineage: Eukaryota; Metazoa; Arthropoda; Arachnida; Ixodida; Ixodidae. Bases 134 to 4849 code for a protein of 1571 amino acids. The record is from RefSeq and is a predicted model, not a curated record. The transcript has 25 exons.